AUGAACCUCUCGGUCGUUCAGGAGGAGAAGCGAGUGGUUGUGGACAGCGAUGGGUUCCUCUUGGAGUUCUCUGGGAGUUCCUCUGGGAGUUCCUCUGGGAGUUCCUCCGGGAGUUCCUCCGGAAGCUCCUCCGGGAGUUCCUCCGGAAGCUCCUCCGGGAGUUCCUCCGGAAGCUCCUCCGGGAGUUCCUCCGGAAGCUCCUCCGGGAGUUCCUCCGGAAGCUCCUCCGGGAGUUCCUCCGGAAGCUCCUCCGGGAGUUCCUCCGGAAGCUCCUCCGGGAGUUCCUCCGGAAGCUCCUCCGGGAGUUCCUCCGGAAGCUCCUCCGGGAGUUCCUCCGGAAGCUCCUCCGGGAGUUCCUCCGGAAGCUCCUCCGGGAGUUCCUCCGGAAGCUCCUCCGGGAGUUCCUCCGGAAGCUCCUCCGGGAGUUCCUCCGGAAGCUCCUCCGGGAGUUCCUCCGGAAGCUCCUCCGGGAGUUCCUCCGGAAGCUCCUCCGGGAGUUCCUCCGGAAGCUCCUCCGGGAGUUCCUCCGGAAGCUCCUCCGGGAGUUCCUCCGGAAGCUCCUCCGGGAGUUCCUCCGGAAGCUCCUCCGGGAGUUCCUCCGGAAGCUCCUCCGGGAGUUCCUCCGGAAGCUCCUCCGGAAGCUCCUCCGGGAGUUCCUCCGGAAGCUCCUCCGGGAGUUCCUCCGGAAGCUCCUCCGGGAGUUCCUCCGGAAGCUCCUCCGGGAGUUCCUCCGGAAGCUCCUCCGGGAGUUCCUCCGGAAGCUCCUCCGGGAGUUCCUCCGGAAGCUCCUCCGGGAGUUCCUCCGGAAGCUCCUCCGGGAGUUCCUCCGGAAGCUCCUCCGGGAGUUCCUCCGGAAGCUCCUCCGGGAGUUCCUCCGGAAGCUCCUCCGGGAGUUCCUCC
Messenger RNA from Armigeres subalbatus, 900 nucleotides. Its product is annotated as secreted protein C-like. NCBI's taxonomy places the organism in Eukaryota, Metazoa, Arthropoda, Insecta, Diptera, Culicidae. The annotation marks the transcript as partial. The record is from RefSeq and is a predicted model, not a curated record. The transcript is spliced from 2 exons.